AUGAAUGAUAAUCAAAUUAGAGCAGAAGGUAGAAGGUUAUUUAAACGCUUCUAUAACAUUCCUGAUGGUGUUAAUCCUAAAACUCGUAGAAGUUAUUUAAAUGAAGCAAUAGAUUCAUAUGAAGGGUUUGACAUUUCAUCAGAAAGUGAGAGAUUAGCGAGAAUGUUAAAUGUUAAUAUUGAUUUCUAUUAUUGUGAUCCUCAACCAGAAGACGUGGACAUAAAUAAGGUAGACUUUCCAUUAGUGGAAUCAAUAAUGAUAGAUCCAGAAUUUGAAACAGUAAAUAUUUUAUUAACACAGAGUCCAUGUGGAAAACUUCACGCUGACAGAAUAACAGACGUUGAAGCACUCACCGGCUAUAGAGUUUGUCCAUAUUGUAAAGAAGAAGUUUAUUCUAUCCGUGAUGAUCCAGAAAGGAAAAACCAAAGAAGAUUUUUAAAGCAUUGUGAGAAAUGUAAAGAAAAUAAUGGAAGAUUAAUUCAAGACGUUCAGUUGCAAAAGACACAGCAACCAUAUGCACCACAUAUUACGAAACAGAAGAUAUAUCAGUG
Molecule: messenger RNA, 551 nt
Organism: Trichomonas vaginalis G3
Lineage: Eukaryota; Parabasalia; Trichomonadida; Trichomonadidae
Exons: 1
Source: RefSeq, a predicted model, not a curated record